AUCUUCCACAGUCAAAUACAUACCUCACAGCACAUAUCCCUGUCAAUUGCGCGAUCAUACCCCAUACCCCACAGUAUCUCUGUUCUCUCAAUAGUACCACCAUGACCACUACCCACCAUUCCGUCGAGUAUGCAGAGGAGGCUCCUCACCUCGUGAACAAGGCGGCGCCAAGAAUCUCUUAUUUUACUCCAGCGCAAGAACCUCCGUCAGGCACUGCUUUGGACGAGAACGUUCCGAAACUCUUCAAGCCCCUGAAAAUACGAGGCCUCACGCUUCAAAACCGUAUCGCUCUGUCGCCUCUCUGUCAAUAUUCCGCCGAAGAUGGACAUUUUACCGAUUGGCACUUGGCACACUUGGGCGGCAUCAUUUCCCGCGGCCCAGGCAUUGCUAUCUUUGAGGCUACUUCUGUAACUCCACAAGGCCGUAUCACUCCAGAAGAUUCCGGUUUGUGGCAAGAUUCACAGAUUGCACCACUGAAAAGGGUGGUGGACUUCGCACACUCUCAGAACCAGAAGGUGGCCAUUCAGUUGGGACACGCCGGUCGCAAGGCAUCUACCGUUGCCCCGUGGUUAUCAUCUGGUGCCGUAGCAGGCCCAGAACUGAAUGGCUGGCCAGACGAUGUAUAUGCUCCAUCUGCAAUCCCGUUCAACGAACACCACGCCACUCCCAAGGCUAUGACACUCCAAGACAUCCAAGACUUUAAGACCGCAUAUCUCAAGUCUGUCAACAGGGCUCUGAAAGCUGGUUUCGACGCCAUCGAGAUUCACAACGCUCAUGGCUAUUUACUCCAUGAGUUUCUGUCCCCAGUCUCCAACCAACGUACCGAUCAGUACGGUGGAUCUUUCGAAAACCGCGUCCGUCUAACCCUUGAAGUUGUGUCCAUGGUCCGCAAUGCGAUUCCUGAGGACAUGCCCCUGUUUCUCCGCAUAUCAGCGACCGACUGGCUCGAAGAGACCGAACUCAAGGAUCAGUCUUGGAGGGUAGAAGACACGAUCCGUCUUGCACCACUCCUCGCCGCGCGAGGUGUAGACCUCCUCGAUGUAUCUUCCGGAGGCCUACAUCCUCUUCAACACCCACACACUGGGCCAGCAUACCAAUCUCCGUUUGCAAAGGCAGUGAAGGAGAAGGUUGGCGAUAAGAUGCUGGUUUCUACAGUUGGGUCCAUUACGGAGGGUAAACAGGCGAACCAACUGCUUGAGGAUGGACUCGAUGUUGUCAUUGCUGGCCGUAUCUUCCUGAAAAACCCAGGUUUGGUGUGGGCUUGGGCAGAAGAGCUUGGUGUGGAGAUUAACAAGGCCAAUCAAAUCCGCUGGCCCUUUGGUGGGCGUGGGAAGAAGGCUGGUGCGCAUAAGAAAUGAAGAGUGGUAGGAAACAUUAUAGAGUGUCUUAGAUCGAACAGAGCAUAGAAGAACAGCGCGUCGAAUUCAAAGUAACAAUGUAAAGAAUAUUAGCCUUCAUAGACCUAGCUGCGUUCCAUGACUGUUUCCGCAAAGUGAGUGCACAACUGAAUCAGGCAAUGCUCUUCAGUGCGCCAACCAUGCGCCUUGCUCUUCCGGCGGGCAUUUUCAGCGCGUCGGGAAUAAUCGCCAUGCGCAGCAUCUCGCGAUUGACAUGGCGACGCGCAAUCGAAGGCGAAUUCGAAAGCUUGUAGUUUCUCAGUAAGCCAGGCGAGUGUUGAGUGAGUGAUAAUUAGUGAUAGUGAUGGGAUAGACAUGAGCUUGCAGCUUGGCUCCUUUAGCACAGCCACUCGCUGCCUUCGCCGCGUCCGCG
Molecule: messenger RNA, 1770 nt
Organism: Pseudovirgaria hyperparasitica
Lineage: Eukaryota; Fungi; Ascomycota; Dothideomycetes; Acrospermales; Acrospermaceae
Product: NADH:flavin oxidoreductase/NADH oxidase
Exons: 2
Coding region: 102-1358 (418 amino acids)
Cellular component (GO): intracellular anatomical structure
Molecular function (GO): NADP binding; NADPH dehydrogenase activity; FMN binding
Source: RefSeq, a predicted model, not a curated record